Exophiala dermatitidis NIH/UT8656 is the source of this 2493-nucleotide messenger RNA. RefSeq lists its product as uncharacterized. The record is from RefSeq and is a predicted model, not a curated record. Gene Ontology annotation, biological process: intracellular protein localization. Lineage: Eukaryota; Fungi; Ascomycota; Eurotiomycetes; Chaetothyriales; Herpotrichiellaceae. Gene Ontology annotation, cellular component: plasma membrane. The coding region runs from base 437 to 1591 and encodes 384 amino acids. The transcript has 3 exons.
UUCCGGUUCAAUGCAACACACUGGCACUGCACUCGCACCUCGUCUCAUCAACCACCAGAGGACUCUUCGACUCGGGCACUCUCCAUCACGACGGCUUCGCGUCCACACAAGCCUUCCGCCUAGAAGAUUCAUCGGUUCUGGCAUUCAUUACGUCGUUCGCACCCGGUCUCUGCAGGACAAAGGGAGCUCCUCGGGCCCCUACUUCCACCGCGUCACCUUUCUCGCGACUUCACCUCACCGCUGUCUCCCACUCUCUGGUGCCGCAUUACCUCAUAGCCAUCAUCCAAUAUCGAAAUCACCCACGUUCGCUUGGGCUUCGGACUCUUUCAUCGAUCUCUCCACUGUGCGAUCGGAAAUUGUGCCGUAGAGGUUGUGUCCCGCUCUUCCAGGAACCAUAUUGUUCUGUUUGUUUUGCCAGACUCGAGUGAGAACAACAAUGGCGCAUCACCACACAUCUGCCGACCAUGAGCUGGAACAGCGCAACCGGCUACCGACAUUGAUGGAAGUGCUGGGGAGAAGGACAUUAGCGCCAGUCGAUCUGUUCUCAUUCUACAUAUACAUGCGCGACCAGCAGCGGUCGGUGGAUUAUCUGGAUUUCUGGCUGGAUGUGUCUCAACACAUGUCUCUAUGUCGACAUUAUGUUCGUGAACUCCGACGGUCCAUGCUGGUCGAUACGCCCGAAAUGGAGAAAGCGACUAGCAAGCGCUCCUCCGGGAUGCUUGAGGGGUUUGAUCUAGGCGAAGGAAUUGACUCAAGAAAGAGUGGACAAGAGUCCCGAGUAUCAGCGAUCUUGAGGUCUGACAAUGGCGGCGCACGGAAACCAGGCAGUCGAGAAAGAGAUGGCGGCGGUGUGGACAACUCUCCAUCCCAUAGUCUGGGGUCAGCGCAUUCACGAAACUUCAGCCGUCCGUCCGCUGAUCGGCCAUCGCCGUCGGAACAACUGCCACAGCCUAGCUUUUCCACUCCCGAAGUGCGCACCGACUCCAACUCGCCUGGCCACAGUGUUGCUAGAGCCGACAUCAAGGCCAGUGCGGAAAAAAUCCUGUACACGUUCAUCUUGCCCGGCUCGGAGCGCGAGAUCGUCUUGCCCGACAGUAUGGUGAACAGAAUCAUCAGAGCAAUCGAAGAAGAAGGCCGUGACGACCCUGAGGUGUUUGACGACGCAAAAGAUUAUGUAUUCCAAGCCAUGGAAAGAGAUGCAUUCCCUGGAUUUCUGCAGGCCAAAGCCCUCGGCAACCUGGUUCCCUUGAGCGUCUUGAUUCGGCUCAUUAUUGGCCUGGCGAGUUUGAUGGCCGGCUUUUGGGGUGGCUAUUACAUGAUCCUAAGAGAUCAAUCGAGGAGUAUCAGAUGUUGGGUCAUUCUACCCUUCACCAUUGGUUCGUAUUUUCUGGUGUCGUACCAGUACAAACUCGACAUUGUGGCCGCCUAUCUGGGUUUCAGCGAGUACACGUGGAUGAACUGGUCACGAGUGCGCGAGCCAUUCGUCCGUCGUCUGCUGCUCACUCGAGCAACCAUGGCCUUACUCAUGUUCGCCGCCACCGCGGUCGCGCUUAGUAUUUUGUUCAUCUUCGUCCCUGGCACCAAGUUCUGAUCGAUCCACACACAACAAAAGGGUGAUGAACUUGGAUGGGACGAAACAGGACGACCACGACAAUCAAUGAUGGGUUCAAUGUAUGCAACGAAACGACUUUUUGGCUCACAGAGGGCGUUUGGAGGGCAGGGCAGGUCAGGUCAACUCAGGUCAUCGCGAAAGGAAACCCCACAAAGACUCCCUCCACUGCGCGUGGCCGCGGUAUCUGCGGAUCAUGGGUGCCUACAGCAAGGUAUCUAGCUAUCUAGCUCUAUGGUACCACGGAGGAGCAACACACAACAGUCGACCGGGACACGCUUUGCGUGGCGGACCUAAUAAUCUCAAAACAACAACAAUGGCAGACUUGAAUGGGAUCAAUAGCAUGGCGUUCCGGGCUGGGGUAUAUAUGGCUGGAGGUGUUACACACGGGCUGGUAAUAGUGAGCUGAAUGCAUGCACUGCAGUUGCUGAGGAACUUGAAAUCCACGGACCACUACUAGGAGACGGGAGCAAGGGAAGACGAGAAGCUCAACAACAAGACGAGCUUGGAUAAGGUACCUCAGCUUACUUUACUUGACUUUCUUUUUUCACGCUUUUUUGGGGCUCUUUUUUCUUUCUCUUUCUCUUCCUCUUUCUUCUUUGUGCACUUUCCCGCUUCUUUCAUCUUUCAUAUUUUCUUCUUUUCGAAGGAACGCUUCUCCGGCUGCAUGUGGAUGGAGAGGAAUGGAGGAGUCGAGCUGAGCUCGAGAUGCUGAAACUGAGGUACUACUAAAGCUGAGUUAGCAGUACUACUAGGAAUAGAUGACUUUGGAUGCAGAGAUUCAUCAACUUGAACCAUGAGCGUUUCUUUUUGGUCUUGUGGAUCAAUCAAUAAGAUACUAGUACAACAGGUAAUCAAAUCCAUUAUUGGAGCUGGAAGAUGAA